UGCAAAGGUAAAUAAGGAUGCAGCAUCGGACGUGAGAAGUCCGUUUACACCUCGUAAGAAGAGGAUUUUUCAAAAGCCCCUCGACCCACAGACUGUCUAAAGAAUGUCGCUGAUCCUGAAUAGAGUGCUCAGAGAAGUGAAGCGACAUGGGUUCGCCCAGCAGAAGAGGUUCCGAGGGAAGAUCAAUAUCCAGAGACCCCAGAAACUGCACUUCGAGCGGCAGAAGGUGAUGGACUUCGUGACGCCAUUUUAUCGCAGCCCGAACCUGGACAUCCCUCUCUGGGAGAAAUGCAGGAAAUCGAAACAGGUCGAACGCGAAAGUACGGAGAACCCCUACAGAAGCGUCGUGGCUCGCAUCGCGAAGAACUGGCUGGACAAUUCGAAGAUGGUCGCGUUCCUCCACCAGAACUCCAUCAGCAAGUCCGACACGUUCGAUCUGAUGGUGGCUCUCAGGAAGCACAAUAUCUACCUGAAGAGCUACGGCAGGAAGACAAUGGAAGAAGCCGUUAUGGGCACGAGAUUCGAGGCGAUACUGUCCGUGUACUGUUCGGAAAAUAUGCUUGCAUUCUGUACGACGGGAACUCCGGUGGCGCAGCUGGAGAAGACCUUGAAGAGGGCACCUCAAUAUAUCCUCCUGGCUGGGAUCCUGGAGGGAAAGCUGUUGCACCUGAACGAUUUCCUGCGCUAUGGGAAAAUGGACCUUCAGUCGACGCAGGUCGGUCUGGUGCAGGUGCUGCAGAGUGCAGCAGGUGGCUCCUUGAAUCAUCAGCUCACCUACCACCAGACGACCCUGGUGUCUCGUCUGAACCAAAUCGCUACACCGGAGACACCGACCGAUAAGACCGACCAGCAGGACGAUAAGGACGAACAACCAGCGCCAGCCUGAUCUAUCUUAGCGACGAGUAAUCGUAAUUUAUUCAACGCCGGAGGCCUUAAAUAAAUUACGACCGAGCAACCUGUCCCACCUUUAUCGCGAGAUAAACACAUAGGAUUAAAGAGAUCGAUUUUAAA
Orussus abietinus is the source of this 1011-nucleotide messenger RNA. It is a transcript of the gene mRpL10, whose product is annotated as 39S ribosomal protein L10, mitochondrial. The transcript is spliced from 3 exons. Bases 104 to 886 code for a protein of 260 amino acids. Gene Ontology annotation, biological process: translation. The record is from RefSeq and is a predicted model, not a curated record. Gene Ontology annotation, cellular component: mitochondrial large ribosomal subunit. Gene Ontology annotation, molecular function: structural constituent of ribosome. NCBI's taxonomy places the organism in Eukaryota, Metazoa, Arthropoda, Insecta, Hymenoptera, Orussidae.